Molecule: messenger RNA, 5662 nt
Organism: Dromiciops gliroides (monito del monte)
Lineage: Eukaryota; Metazoa; Chordata; Mammalia; Microbiotheria; Microbiotheriidae
Gene: HOMER2
Product: homer scaffold protein 2
Exons: 9
Coding region: 178-1242 (354 amino acids)
Biological process (GO): G protein-coupled glutamate receptor signaling pathway; regulation of store-operated calcium entry
Cellular component (GO): cytoplasm; plasma membrane; postsynaptic density
Molecular function (GO): G protein-coupled glutamate receptor binding
Source: RefSeq, a predicted model, not a curated record
CCCGCCCUUGCCAGGCGGCGGCCCCACAGCCCAGCGGAAUGGAGCCGCGCCGGGAUUGAGUGGGGCGCAGACUAGGAGCCGCAUGUGCCAAGUUCGGAAGCGGCUGGAGAAGCUCUUCUGCAAGAAGCGAAUGCCAGAGAGUCCCGUCGGAGUGGGCGGCCAGGCAAGCCUGCAAAGAUGGGAGAACAACCCAUCUUCACCACCAGAGCACAUGUCUUCCAAAUAGACCCCAACACUAAGAAGAACUGGAUGCCUGCGAGCAAGCAGGCAGUCACCGUUUCCUACUUCUAUGACAGCACAAGAAACAGCUAUCGGAUUAUCAGUGUGGAUGGAGCCAAGGUGAUCAUCAACAGCACAAUCACACCUAAUAUGACUUUCACCAAAACAUCGCAGAAAUUUGGCCAGUGGGCAGACAGCAGAGCAAACACUGUGUUUGGUUUGGGUUUUUCUUCUGAGCAACAGCUGACAAAGUUUGCAGAGAAAUUCCAGGAAGUGAAGGAAGCUGCCAAAUUAGCUAGAGACAAGUCUCAAGAGAAAAUCGAGACCUCAAGCAAUCAUUCUCAAGAAUCAGGAUGUGAAACCCCAUCUUCUACUCAGGCAUCAAGUGUGAAUGGAACAGACGAUGAAAAGGCAUCUCAUGGCCCUGCUGAGUCAGCCCAUCUGAAAUCAGAGAAUGAGAAGCUGAAAUUGGCCCUUACGCAGAGUGCCUCCAAUGUGAAGAAAUGGGAGAUUGAGCUGCAAACUCUGAGAGAAAGCAAUGCAAGACUGACAGCAGCACUUCAGGAAUCUGCUGCCAGUGUAGAUCAGUGGAAAAAGCAGUUUUCAAUUUGCAGAGAUGAAAAUGAUCGACUCAGGAAUAAGAUUGAAGAAUUGGAAGAACAAUGUAAUGAGAUAAAUAAGGAGAAAGAGAGGAAUGCCCAGCUAAGCAGGAGACUGGAGGCCCUGGAGUCCGAAAUCCAAGAAAAGGAGAGGGAGUUGAAAGAUCUCCGAAAACAAGGUGAAAUCAUACCUCAGCUCAUGUCGGAAUGCGAUUUUGUCACAGAGAAAUUAGAGGCUUCUGAGAGAGAAAAUCAAAAUCUAGAAGAUAAGGUGAGGUCUUUAAGGACAGACAUCGAGGAGAGUAAACACAGACAGCGCCACCUAAAAAUGGAACUCAAGAACUUUUUGGAGGUCCUUGAUGGGAAGAUAGAUGACUUGCACGAUUUUCGGCGAGGACUCUCCAAACUGGGAACAGAAAAUUAGGAUGCAAAUUGUGAUCUAGGCUCCAGGAGUUUGGUGUUUGUUAACCCUAAGCGUGUGUAUUACAAAAUAGCAACAGGAAGUACACCUUGUCUGCUUUGUUCUUGUAAAUAGAGGUUCAAAGUUUGAUGUGUUUUUCCAACCAAUUCUGCUGCUCACUAACUUCUGUCCAGAAUAGAAAACUUCUCUUCCUACUCUGGACUUGUGGCGGAGGAUACUGCUUCAGGAAUCAAGAACUAGGUUUACCUUAAAUGCGUAUGCAGUUAGUCAGUACAGGGACGUUCGUAUUUCUUUUUUUUUUUUUUUUUUUUUUUUAGUGAGGCAAUUGGGGUUAAGUGACUUGCCCAGGGUCACACGGCUAGUAAGUGUUAAGUGUCUGAGGCCAGAUUUGAACUCAGGUCCUCCUGACUCCAGGGCCGGUGCUCUAUCCACUGCGCCACCUACCUGCCCCGACGUCCGUAUUUCUUAAAGACUGUUGCAACCACAGAAACACGAAGUAUUUUCCAAUCCAACUAACAAUAUUCUAAACAACCUGCAAUUUCAUUCUUUUUUUUUUUAAAGUGAAACGGGGGCUAGUUGGGAUUCCUAAUCUCAUUUAUCAGAAAGGUAAUUGGGGUGAUUUCUACUCUGGUGCAUUUUGGAUUAGAUGACUCUGAGGUCCUCUCCAAGCCCAUGAUUCCUCACAGGUGUACAUUUGCUUUGGGAUGACCCAUUAUUUCUAAGUAUGGUGAAUCCCUCAUAGAUGACAUUGUGAUGCUUUACAAAAUGAAUUAAUAGGGGGCAGCUAGGUGGUGCAGUGGAUAAAACACUGGGCCUGGAUUCAGGAGGACCUGAGUUCAAAUCCAGCCUCAAACACUUGAUGCUUACUAGCUGUGUGACCUGAGCAAGUCACUUAACCCUCAUUGCCCCACCCAGCCCGGCCUCAAAUAACUGAGACUUUAUGAAAAGAAAGGAAUCAGGUUUUUAAUAAACAUGGUUAUGUCCUCUAGAUCAGUGCACCAUUCAUACAUGCCACAUCAUGUAGUCUGCAGGAGUACAAAACAAUUUUCCUUUUAAUUAUUUUUAACUUACAAGUGGACAUCCAUGACAUAUAAGCAACAGACCAUGAAGGCUGAACCUACAUGAAGGGUGGUAUUGUAAUAAAAUAAAACUUACAACAAAUUUCAUCUGGCACAUAUUUAACUUAUAUGUAGAGUAUAUAAUAUAUAAUUGCAUACCAUGCAGUUGGAUGGAGUGUGUGUAUACAUAUACAUGUAUGUACAUGUAUAUAUGCACACAUACAUAAAUGCAUGCAUGCAUGCAUAUGUGUGACAUAUACACACAUUUAAUAACCUGAUUACCAUUCAGCUGGAUACACACACACACACACACACACACACACACACACACACAGUUCAGCUGAAUGGUAAUUGGCGAUAAAUAGUAUGCAAUUCAUUUAAAUGACAUUACUUUUUCCACAGCCAAACCAAACCAUUUCUAGGGUCAGUUGAGGGAAAGUGGGAGGGAAUUAGGUAAAUUAGGAACCUGUAGAUCACAGGAAUUCCAGGUGACUACAUAUACCUCCCUUCUUCUCCAUGGGGCACAUCUACAGCACAGAUGUUCUGGGAGCCACAGGAUGCCAGGUACCCCUAGGUCUAUGGGUGGGAGCCAGGAGUCCUUGGAUGCCCUGACUUAAGUCAGGGCAGUACCCACUACCCUCAUGAGCAUUUUUGCCUUUUUCUUUAGGGGUGAGGUUCACACCAAGGCAGCCUGCUAUUCUAGACUAGAAGCAAUUGGAGGGGAGAAACAGGAGAAGCAUGUCAAGAAUGUCUUCCUUCUAGCUAGCAUCUCUCUUUUCCCAUUAGAGCUGCCUCUCAGAUCUCUGAGUUACAGAUGCAGAGGAACUUGGAACAUCUUCCUUUUUUUCCCCUCCUAUUCUUCCCUCAACUGAGGGCAGGAGCCUUAGGGGGAGCACAAAUAUUAUGCUUAACACACACACACACACACUCACACACACUCACACUCACAUUCACACUCAUACUCGAUAUCCUUCCCCAAGAUGGCUUUAGGUUUCCUCAUUAGGGGAGGUUUUCUUGUCUCUAAAAUAUCUCCCUUAAAUCGCUUGAAGUUCUACCAACUACACAUUUAUUUGAAUUAGCCAGCAGAUGUGGAGUGAGAGUGGGAGUUAAAAAGGAGUUAUCCCAUAAUCCUAACCUGCUUCAAGUGGAGAUGCAAUACUCUAUGGUUUAGAUGGGGAGAGAAAGACAAAGGCAGCUUCAAGGAGCUCUUGGAGGAAACAUCCAGAAAACUUGGAAUUUUCUCAGGUUGUCCCAAGCUCAUGAUAUGUUUGGAGGAAUGGUGACUGAAACUGCCUUUGCCCCUGGACCAUAAAUAUUUUCAUUGACCAGAGUCAUCAUGCCCUGUUUUGGAUAGAGCCCUACUUAAAAGGCUAUCAAAGGAGCUACUGUGCCCAAAUGACAAUCAUCCCCAAAUAAGGCUCAGUGCCUCUCCUUGAAGGGGAGAGGAUGGGAGAGAAUCAUGCAUUUAGUGUCUAGGAUAGAGGCCAGCAGAAGUCUCCAGCCCAGUUACUGUCAGCCAAGGCCUUCCUAGGGAAUGACAUUAAAUUUGUUCAGACCUCAGAGCCAACAAAGGAAUUGAUUCCGAUUUCCAGAAUGGAAAUAGUUUAUAAAUUGAAAUAUGCUGUCUGCCUCUACUCAGAAACCCAUAAAGGGUAGGCUGAAGGCAAUAAAUGACCAAUGUGGAGCAACACAAAGGAAGAUCUUAAUGGAACAUAUUGUGACUCCACCCUAAAGCCAUUUAAUGAACAUUGGCUAAGAACUUGGUGAUAGGGGAAUAGCUUUUGUAGUAAAAAGUGAUUUAGAAAAAACUUCAUGAAAGCACGUGCUGAUCAAUCAAUUCUAGUUCUCUUUGAGAGUUGCCUCAAUGUUUCUCUUGCUUUAAGAAAAAAAAAUCUCUGGGGAAAAAAAAUUAGAUGAAGUCCUACAGAAAUUGGAUAAGUAGUUGCCAGUGUCUGAUAGACUGUGAUACGUUGGGUGUGUGUGAAAAGGUAAAGAUUAUGGGAAUGACCCUUUCAGUUUAUUCUGGUAUUGACUCAUGAAAUAAUGACACAGCAUGCAUUGGUUUGAUGCUAUACUCAUUCUCAGAGUACACUUAAAGCUCGUAUUUAUCAUAAGGUAUGGAUUGAAUCAAAAAACAAAUUUUAGACUAAAAAACUUUGCCUUAGGUUUUGUUUCCAGUGAAGUAUAGUAAGGACAAAAUCUUCCUAAGAUGUAUUAGGAUCCAAAUGAUCCUAAUACAGGGCUUAGAAAUCAGAUUUUUUAGAUUCAACAUGGCAACUCCAUUGUUGGCCUUGGCUCAUCCUUUCUUCUCUAUGUGUAAAACAUGGUGCUGUGCCUAAAAAUAAUAAAAUGAUGAGGUCACACAAGGCUCCUCAGAAGGAAACAAAAGUUAUCUUCAGUGGUCAAGAUGGUCACAAUGAGGAUUUGCUGAGAGUGUGUGCACAAAAAUAAAGUGGAUGGAGAUGAGGCAGUGUGAUCUGCCCUACAAGGGUUUGGGGAAACAAUUUUGGCAAUAGUCCUUUAUGUUUGUGUGGUGUUUUAUGGUAUACAAAGCCUUUUCCAUUUGCAAUCUCAUUUGAUCCUUGCAAAUAACCCCUCUAUGAGGCAGACUGAGCAGGGAUCCUCAUCCCCAUUUAAAAGGAAAGAAAAUUGAUGAGUAAAAAUUUGGGACUUCCCUUAGUGAUACAGCCAGGGCUAGAAAAGCAGUCUUCUCUCAGUCUAGUACUAUUUCUAUAACAACAUCCUGUCUUGCUGUUAAGAAAUCUAUCAGGCUCGGAGGUGAUUUUUUUUUGGUCAUAACCUGAUUUUGAGCUAUAAAAAUAAAUAAUAUUGUUUUUAGCAUAUUACUAUUUCUUUGGCUACUGUCCACAGCAAGGAAGAACAGGUAAUAGUCUCAUUCUAUUUACACUAAUGACAAUGAAUGUAUUUAGUUUUUGGAAGAUCUUUAUUUGAUUACAGGCAUCAUCACAAGAAAGCAUUGACUAGGUCCCUACUGUGAAAUGCAAAUUUGCGAAUAUCACUUUUUUUAAAAAAACAUUCAAAUUCAAUUUUAUUUAUGUAUAACAUCCCUUUGGAUGCCUUUGCCUCCUCUCUUCAACUCGAACAAAGUCUGAAAAGGGGGCUUGAUCCUUUGAACAGAAAUUACUAGCAGAACAAUUUAUUUAAAAUAAAAUUGUCUUUACCUUAGAAAGAAGUUAUUUUGCAAGAAUGUCCUGAUUCUCCCCUCAUGUGGAUUUUCAUCAGUGUCUUAGAGUUUUUCAGGUUGUGCUGAGUAUCAUCUUAAAAAUGAAGAACUUAAAGUAAAUGUAAUGGUUACCUCAUAGCACAUCAAUAAAUCCUCAUGAAAGGCAACUGGGCUGUACUCU